AUGCUCAAGAAGACUUCCAGCACUACUACUAGUAGUACCGGUAGUAGUGAUUCUACAUCUACUUGUACAACAUCUACAUCAACAAGCACUACUAGUAGUAGUACAUCUGGUAGUAGAAGAAGACUGAAGAAGAGGCAACAGCGAGUGUUUGAAUUUCUGUCACAGAAUGACAAGACUCAUCAAGUCAAGCAAGUUUGGAACUUCAGCAGCAACAGCAGCAGCAACAGCAGCAAGUCUACUAGUGCUCCUACCAGCAUUGCUGUGUGUACCAGUACUGAUGAACAAUCAGCAGAUGAGACUUGUUCCACCAACAGCAACAGCAACAGCAACAGUAGUGAAUCCACAGGAUCUCAAGAUGAUGACAAUCAACUUCAAGUUCAACUAGAUCUAGUAGAAGAAACUGAAGUACAAGAUCAGAAGGAGGAGGAAGAGGAAGAAAGAGCCAAGAGCAUUCGAUGGUCAGCUUGGGUAGAACAAGAAGAACAGAGAAGAGCUGCUGAUCCAAACAGAACCAAAACUGGAGCAAGACCCAGGAGAACAAAAAAGAAGAAAAAACAACUCAAACAACCUCAACAGCAACCACAACAGCAACCACAACCAACUGAUCUCUCCCUAGAGCAACAAUCUAGAUACCAACAGCAACAACGAUACAGAAGAGCUGUUCUACAAAGACUUAACCAGCAAAAACAACAAAAACAGCAACCAGCACAACCUAUGGAACAAGAAGAAUCACCCACCAACAAGACUGCCCUUCUCUCAGCCAACAGACACCUCAUUGGACCAAGAGUGGCAAGCCAUUUACGACCUGUCUGA
Messenger RNA from Seminavis robusta, 813 nucleotides. The record is from the annotation of a GenBank genome assembly. Lineage: Eukaryota; Bacillariophyta; Bacillariophyceae; Naviculales; Naviculaceae.